Messenger RNA from Fibroporia radiculosa, 2214 nucleotides. RefSeq lists its product as uncharacterized. Lineage: Eukaryota; Fungi; Basidiomycota; Agaricomycetes; Polyporales; Fibroporiaceae. Bases 1 to 2214 code for a protein of 737 amino acids. The transcript is spliced from 2 exons. Gene Ontology annotation, biological process: L-lysine biosynthetic process. The record is from RefSeq and is a predicted model, not a curated record. Gene Ontology annotation, molecular function: homoaconitate hydratase activity; 4 iron, 4 sulfur cluster binding.
AUGCCAUUGCGCCCGCGGUGGAUCCUCACGCUCCCUCUCCGCCCACGCACGGCGGAGCGGAGGCGGACGUUCGCGACAGCGGUCCCAGGCCAUGGGCGACCAGUGCCGCAGACAGUCAUCGAGAAGGUGAUACAGCGCUAUGCGGUCGACCUCCCUCCAGGAAAGGCUGUCAAGGCGGGAGACUAUGUGAUGAUUCGCCCCGAGCAUGUGAUGACGCAUGACAAUACGGGCCCGGUCAUUUCCAAAUUCAACUCAAUUGGUGCUACACGAAUCAAGGACCCCUCACAGCUCGUAUUCACCCUCGACCACGACGUGCAGAACAAGACGUCCAAAAACCUAUCCAAAUACGCCUCUAUCGAAGCUUUCGCCAGAAAAUACAGCAUCGACUUCUUCCCUGCAGGUCGCGGAAUUGGCCAUCAGGUCCUUGUCGAGGAGGGUUACGCAUUCCCGCACACGCUGACUGUCGCCAGCGACAGUCACAGCAACAUGUACGGUGGUGUUGGCUGUGUGGGCACUCCGAUCGUGCGCACCGAUGCUGCGGCGCUCUGGGCGACUGGAAAGACGUGGUGGCAGGUCCCGCGCAUGGUCAAGGUAGAGUUCAAAGGCAAGCUCGCUCCUGGGGUCACUGGGAAAGACGUUAUCGUCGCGCUCUGCGGGAGCUUCAAUAACGAUGAGGUUUUGAAUGCGGCUAUCGAAUUCACUGGUGAAGGUGUCUCUGCUUUGACUGUGGACGACCGUCUAACGAUUGCGAACAUGACGACGGAAUGGGGCGCCUUGGUGGGCGUGUUUCCCGUGGACGACAUUCUUCUGAAGUGGUAUGAGCUUGCUUUGAAACGGCUAGAGCUACGUACGUUCUCCUCGCCGGAGAGUUCCCUGUCGAUGUACAUUCCCCCGCCACCAGAACACCCUCGGAUCAACCGCCGUAGACUAGAUGAGCUCCGUGAAACACCUCUAGCUUCAGAUCCAGGCGCCACGUACGCCUCGCACCUCAUCUUCGACCUUUCCACGCUUGUUCCGCACGUCUCUGGCCCUAACAGCGUCAAGGUGUCCACACCACUUCCCGCGCUCGAGUCCCAGCGCAUUGGUAUUCAAAAAGCAUACCUUCUCAGCUGUACAAAUGCUCGUCUUUCCGAUAUCGCUGCUGCCGCUGCGGUCAUGCGCGGACGCAAAGUUUCGCCUGGCGUACAGUUUUAUGUCGCAGCCGCUAGCUCCGAGGUCCAACAGGACGCCGAGGCACUCGGCCACUGGCAAACACUCGUCUCCGCCGGCGCACGCGCGUUACCUGCAGGCUGUGGCCCAUGCAUCGGGCUCGGGACUGGCCUCCUUGAGGACGGCGAGGUGGGGAUCAGUGCAACGAACCGGAAUUAUAAAGGCCGCAUGGGCAGCCCGCGCGCGCAGGCGUACCUCGCGAGCCCCGCCGUCGUCGCUGCGAGCGCGGUAAAGGGGUACAUUUGCGGGCCGGACUCGCUCAAUCCCGCGCUGCUCCCACCCGCGGGCGCGCCGACGUUCUCAAUCGCUGCAUUGCCCGCCGAGGAACCGGACGCGCCGACGACAGACGCAGUGGGCGCGGCGGUGCUUCCGGGCUUCCCGGGGACAUUCGCGGGGCCGCUGCUCUUUGCACCGCAGGACAACUUGAACACGGACGCGCUGUACCCCGGGAAGUACACGUACCAGGACGAUAUCACGCUCGCGCGACAAGCGGAGGUGGUGAUGGAGAACUACGACCCGACGUUUGCCGCGCUCGUCGCGUCGAUCCGUAAGGCGCAGGCGGCGGAGCAGGUUGGCGUGAAGCACGGCGUGGUGCUUGUGUCUGGAUACAACUUUGGCACGGGGUCGUCUCGUGAGCAAGCGGCAACCGCGCUCAAGUCGGCGGGCGUGCCACUGGUGAUCGCAGGCUCGUUUGGAGACAUCUUCAAACGCAACGCGAUCAACAACGGACUGGUGUGCGUAGAGUGCCCGUCGCUCGUCGCGGAUCUCACGCGGGAGUAUGCGAAAGACGGCAAACGCGGUGCCGGAGGGAAGGAGGGCGAGCUGACAGUCAACGAGGGUCUCAAUGUCAAUGUGAAGGUUGCAAAGGGCAGAGUGGAAGUGUCGUGGCCAAGUGGCGAGAAAAAGACAUACAGUGUGGGCGUUGUGGGAACGAGUGUGCAGGAGCUGUGGGUAUGUGGUGGACUGGAGGGGUAUGUCCUCAAGUCCAUCCAGGCGGAGGCUUGA